Messenger RNA from Manacus vitellinus (golden-collared manakin), 2666 nucleotides. It is a transcript of the gene TTPA, whose product is annotated as alpha tocopherol transfer protein. Lineage: Eukaryota; Metazoa; Chordata; Aves; Passeriformes; Pipridae. The record is from RefSeq and is a predicted model, not a curated record. Gene Ontology annotation, molecular function: phosphatidylinositol bisphosphate binding. Gene Ontology annotation, cellular component: membrane.
AUGGGGCCGGCGGGCUUGAGCGGCCGUCCCUGCGAGCGGAGCGAUGUGCCCGGUCCGCCGGCGCGGAGGCACGCCCCAACACCUGCCCACCACGCUCGGGUGCGCAGCGCGUGGCCGAGCUGCAGGCAGCGGGCGAGGCAGCCCGGACAGCGCUGCCCGCAGCUCUCGAUGCCUUUCCUGCUGCGGUUCCUCGCGCGCCAAGACUUCCAUGACCUGGCCUGGAGGUUAUUGAAGAAUUAUCAGAAGUGGAGAAUUGAAUGCCCAGAAAUAAGUGCAGAUUUACAACCAUCUUCUGUUCUUGGUCUUUUGCAAGCUGGCUAUCAUGGAGUCCUUAGAUCAAGAGACCCACAUGGAAGCAAAGUUCUAAUAUACAGAAUAGGACAAUGGGAUCCCAAUUUAUUUACUGCAUACGAUGUGUUUCGUGUAAGUCUCAUCACAUCUGAACUCAUCGUAAAGGAGAUUGAGACUCAGCGGAAUGGAGUCAAGGCUAUCUUUGAUCUCCAAGGCUGGCGAUUUGCUCAUGCAUUUCAAAUCAGUCCAGCAGUGGCCAAGAAAAUCGCUGCUGUUCUCACAGAUUCCUUUCCACUAAAAGUUCGAGGUAUCCACUUGAUUAAUGAGCCUUUAUUCUUCCACCCAGUCUUCGCUCUAAUUAAGCCUUUUCUCACUGAAAAAAUAAAGCAACGGGUGUAUAUGCAUGGAAAUAACUACAUGCAGAGUCUGACUGAACACUUCCCCAUCAGCAUUCUCCCACUGGAAUAUGGGGGGGAGGAAGUCUCCUUUGAAGAGCUGGCUAAAGAAUGGACUGAGUUUAUAAUGGCAUCUGCAGAUUAUCUUCGGAGCAUUUCUCUGGUUGCACAGGAAUAACCUUAUUGCAGUAUUAUAUCAAUUCUUAAACAGUGAAAACGGAAAUAAGUUUAAUAUGAAAACAUUGAUUUGAACUUGAAAUUAUUGCGAAUGAAACCAGUGUAUCUUUGCAGGGCACUGAAUAUUAUAUUGGCUGCACUUUAUACUAACUGGAGUCUAUCAGUAUGUGUGUCUGAAGAGAUUAAUGAAUUCUACAUAUUCGUAGUGCUAUUUGUAAUUGAUUAACUUGUAUGCCAGAAAGUUGAAGAAUGAAUUGGAUAUCAGACUGAUACUGGUCCUGUUAAGUCUUUGGAGAUAACUCAUUUGAAAUAAUGCAGUCCAGAACCUUACACUUAGCUCUUGUAUCUUGGCUUGUCAAGACAACAGGAUAUAAAAAAAAGAACGGAAUGUGGCUAGGGUAGAGUAGUUUGUUGCAGAAGCAUGACUACGGGGCUAAUUUACAAGGAGAGAAGAGGCUGCUUUUUGGAUUGAUUCUCAGGGAAAAAGGCUAUUUUGUUAGUUUGUGUCAAAUUGAAAAUUAGUUAGCAAUAGUAAGACAUUUGUGUUAAUCUUUGUGCUGCUUGUGCAACUUCCCCUUUUGUGCUAAUUAAAACAGUAUCUUCCAGUUUUAUAAAGGAAGCUGGGGAAAACACCAUGUACCUAUUCUUCAAAUGACAGUAUGAAUCAGGAGGAGGAACUGGUAAGAGAGCCCAAACAGACUUGAAAAUUCUUAUUUUCUUUCUUCAAAUUGAUGUUGUGUAUGGACAACUAUAAGCAACUCAGAUUACCACCUUUAAUUUUUACUGUAGAGGACUACAAAGGGCAAGAGCUUUCAGCUUGUUUGCAUUAUCUGUUUGUUUCAGAAAGUGAAAUAGGAUUUUCUUUGCGGAUCUGAAGUUUAGAAAUACUUGCUACAUAGUUUAAGGGUGCUUUGAGGUCACUGAACCUCAGCAUAGAAGAUACUGGAUGUCUUUAUUUUCAGAACAGUAAUUGACAACUUGCCAUUCUAUUUACUGUUAGGUACUGAAAGAAAUUAUUUUUAAUUUCUGCUAAGCCUUCUUUAUUUCUGUAGGGGUAAUGAAAAAAAAUCUCUAUAUACUUACUGGAAACCUGUUUCUGUUUUGGUUUGGCUUUCUAAGUGGCAUUAUUGAGAUAUGAACACUGUAUAUGUAAAAGCUAUCACUCAUUACAUAGCAUCAUCAUCCUGCAAUCCCCAGUAUCUAAUGAUCUAAAGUAUUAUUUUACUUUUCACUCAGCUUUUUCUUAAAAUCGCUGUUCGUACAACAACUGCUGGAGUCCAUUUACCCAGUUUUUAACUUUGUUUUGUAAUAAGCCAAGAAAUCUUUGCAUAAGCAGUAUAUACUUAAGCAUUCCAUAUGAGUCUUCAUAUAAAUGAAUCUGUAACAAAUGCUUUGUUUCUCAGGUAGCUAUAAAUGAUAGCUUCAGUUAUUUUGGAAUCUUUAGGACAUUGGGAUGCUAUAUUUGUAUAUGCUUAAGGGGGAGAAAUUAUACUAUCCUAUUAAGUCAGAAAUGUCUUAUUUUACAUUAUGACUAAUACUGCAUUAUUGUGAAAGUCAUUGGAAGCUAUUCUUUAUUAGCUAGAGGAAUACCUAUGAAAGACAUUAGAGCACUUGUUGGUUGUAGUUUCUUCUGCUGUAGUAAGGUGCCAGAAAUUCUUAAAAAACUGAAAAAGCUGCUUAUGGUUUUUUUUUUCUUCCAAUUCCCUGAUUUUCUCAAGUGUGUUUUUCAUUCUCCUCUUUCAUGGUAUAUUUGACAUGGAGCCUAAAUUUAAAUAAAUCUUUUUCAGAUACUUUUUCAUAGGA